UGUGUCACGAAAUGCAACCCGACAACGACGGACUAAAAAAUUGUUCAUGGUUGCAGAGUCUACGCGGUGAAGGCUUCUGCAUGGAUAUGUGUUAUCUAAUUUAUUUUAAAAAGUUAUGGUUUUGGUCCGGGCAUAACUAAAAAGUACCUAUAUAUGUGUUAGUGAAACUCCGACUAAUUGGACACGCGAAAGUGCUAUGAACAUGACUCCAUUGGUGCAGUUUGUUUUCCAAUACGAACGUUAACGUUAGAGUACUUCGAGGUUGCCAGUCUGCAUUCGCCCAGACUGUUUUUUUUUUUCAUUUCUACAAAGCCAACUGCUGCUAGAAGACACGGAAUACAUUAUUUAUUUUUCUUGUGGAAAAUAGUAUGAAUUUCAUCAUGAGAGUUCGCUUUAAAUUGUAAAUAUUCACGUUUACUGGCUAACUGCGUUUUAACAAAGUAGUUAGGAAGCUAGCGAACUUGGCUAGUUAGCCAUCUAACGUUGACCGAAAAGCUAGCUGGCUAGCAUUAGCAUUUUUUGUCUGUCAUUUAGCUAGCUAACACUGACAGCUAGUUUAUGCUAACCACCUAGCUAGCAUUGUUUUCGCUUAAGUUAAGUAGCUAGCAAGUUAGCUAAAAUGUCAAUUAUAGCAACAGGUAGAUAUAUUGCUGAUAUUACAAGUUAACAAAUACCGAUCAAUUUAAUUGGGCAACAUUUCAGCUGACAGAUCAUUAGAUAUCGUUAACAUUGAUUGCCGUUGUACUUUUACCAAUAAAUGGCAUGAGUUGUCUGGCUUGUUACGGACAACCUUAGUUUUCCAAACAGCUCGUUGGACUCAUCAAACUGACCGAAUGAUGCAGAAUUGGAAACGGAUUAGUAGUUAUUGAAUCAAGUGGGGUUUUGGAAAGCUUGCUGUUUUUACAAUAAGUUGAAGUUGGGAAAGAUUCAGAUGUUUCUGGACUGGGAGGCUAAACCCUGAAUCUGUCAUUGGCGCAUUUGUCAAAAAAUAUUUUAACGAUACAGUUAAUGCAUCAAAAUGUCGGCUAUCUCAGCUACCGAGAAAGUGGACGGGUUCACGCGAAAAUCAAUGAGGAAGGCCCAGAAACAGAAGAAAUCUCAAGGCUCGUCCCAGUUCCGAACCCAAGCUCUUACCGAGCUUUCGCCCUUGCCGCAACUCAAAGACGCCCCCUCCACAGAGCAGCAGGAGCUGUUCAGCCAGAAGCUCCAACAGUGCUGCAUGCUCUUUGACUUCAUGGACUCCGUCACCGACCUGAAGAGCAAGGAGAUCAAGCGGGCCACGCUCAACGAGCUGGUGGACUACGUCUCCACCAACCGUGGUGUCCUGGUGGAGACUGCCUAUCCGGAGAUCUCCAAUAUGAUCUGCACCAACAUUUUCCGCACUCUUCCGCCGAGUGACAACCCCGAUUUUGACCCUGAGGAGGACGAGCCCACUCUCGAGGCCUCCUGGCCACACAUACAACUUGUCUACGAAUUCCUCCUGCGAUUCUUGGAGAACCCUGACUUCCAGCCCAGCAUCGCCAAACGCUACAUUGACCAGAAGUUUGUGCUUCAGCUCCUGGAACUGUUUGACAGUGAGGACCCCCGGGAGAGGGACUUCCUGAAGACCGUCCUACAUCGGAUCUAUGGGAAGUUCCUGGGGUUGCGGGCCUUCAUCAGGAAGCAGAUCAACAAUAUCUUCUUGCGGUUCAUCUAUGAGACGGAUCACUUCAACGGGGUGGCAGAGCUGCUGGAGAUCCUGGGGAGCAUCAUCAAUGGUUUCGCCCUGCCGCUGAAGGCAGAACACAAGCAGUUUCUGAUGAAGGUGCUCGUCCCCAUGCACACCGCUAAAGGCCUGGCCCUGUUCCAUGCACAGCUGGCCUACUGUGUCGUCCAGUUCCUGGAGAAGGACCCGAUCCUCACUGAACCGGUGAUUCGGGGCCUUUUGAAGUUUUGGCCCAAGACCUGUAGCCAGAAGGAGGUGAUGUACCUUGGGGAGAUUGAGGAGAUCCUGGAUGUCAUUGAGCCCACACAGUUCAAGAAGAUCCAGGAGCCCCUGUUCAAGCAGAUCUCCAGAUGUGUGGCCAACCCCCACUUCCAGGUAGCGGAGAGAGCACUCUACUUCUGGAACAACGAGUACAUCCUGAGCCUAAUUGAGGAGAACAUUGACAAGGUUCUGCCCAUCAUGUUUGGCAGCCUGUACAGGAUCUCCAAAGAACACUGGAACCCGACGAUUGUAGCUCUGGUCUACAAUGUACUGAAGACCCUGAUGGAGAUGAACAGCACACUGUUUGACGAGCUGACAGCCUCCUACAAAUCAGACCGACAGCGGGAGAAGAAGAAGGAGCAGGAGCGGGAAGAGCUGUGGAAGAAGCUGGAUGAGCUGAAGCUGAGCGACGCAGCGGCCCUGGUACAGAACAACAGCCAUGGCCUGCAGAAUGCUGCCCAGAACAACAACAACAACAACAACAACAAUCACCAUGACAACCAGGAGAAGAGCACUUCAGUCUCUGCUGCAGCUGACCAUGAAGACCUCGUUGUCACGGUGGAAACCACUGACAGCAUGGAGGAUGUCACAAGUGCCAAAUGACACAGGACUUCACAUUGAACUCUGUAACGGUUUUGAGGCCGUCUGAGAACUGUCAGGGAGAUGCCUAGGGAGGAGAUGGUAACAGCAAACAAAGAAAGAUAAACCUCAUCAGUAUGUUGAUUCUAUAUACAGUAAAACUACUUCAGAUGCCAGCAAUUCUCCUUUGGCAAAAAAAAACGACGUAUAUUUCAACUUAAGACUAUUUUUGGAUGUUACAAUGUGGCCACAGUAUAUUGGUAAACCUUUCUCUUUUUUUGUCUGAUCAAAGAAUUUUUCCUUUAACAUUUAGUUUCUUAACUGAGAAAAUAUUUUUUUUUUUGUGAUAUUCAGUGUAAAAAUAUUGGGACAGGGGAGAAAAUAAUGACUUGAAAAUAAAGUUUUUGAUUGUGCUGCACUUAGAGAAGCUAAAUGGCUAUUUUAAGAUUUGUCUAUUUUGUAUGUGCUUUCCUCACUACUGCCAACACGUGGGUGCAACUGUUAGGGAAGUGGGGGCGGGGUCAAGCUUUAGGGGGUGGGCUUGGGAUGCAGGAGUGUGUCCGUAGUCUCUCAUGAGCGAAUGUCACUAUCAUGAGGUCUCGUGUUUUCAGGUGUGUGAUAUUUUUUUAUCUGAGUACGUGAAGCUUAAUAUUAUAGCGGUUAUUGUAACAGAUUCAAGACCUGCACCCCCAAAACCUAUUUACAGUAAGUAUUUGAAAUGAGCUUAGUUUAGAGGAAGAAACAAUGAAACCGGCACGGAUGCACCAUAACAUAUUUUUCCAGUCUAAAUAGAGAUUUAAUUCAUGAAUGGGAAAAAAAAAAAGAUUUAGAAUAAAAAACUAAAUGACCCAUAUAUUUUUUUCCAGAGAUGAUUUGUUAAACCAGGUGGGAGCAGAUUGAGGAUGGUGAUUUCUGCCAAUUUAAAUGUGGCUGGAUGCAAUGUGUGUGUGUGUGUGUGUGUGUGUCAGUGUGUGUGUAUGGGGUUUGGCAGUUUGCUUCAAGGUCAGUGUCCUCUAAUUGUAGGUCCAGUCUGUUCUGAUGCCUUUCUGUCAGAGUGUUCCAUUCCAAUCUCUGUUACAUACAACUGUGUGGGGAUCCCUGUUUUGUAAUUAAAGAUCUUAUCUAGGUUUUGAACACCAUCAAAAUAAAGUCUACCUUAUGUUUCUACUCAAACUC
Messenger RNA from Esox lucius (northern pike), 3721 nucleotides. It is a transcript of the gene ppp2r5a, whose product is annotated as protein phosphatase 2, regulatory subunit B', alpha isoform. NCBI's taxonomy places the organism in Eukaryota, Metazoa, Chordata, Actinopteri, Esociformes, Esocidae. The coding region runs from base 1019 to 2569 and encodes 516 amino acids. The record is from RefSeq and is a predicted model, not a curated record. The transcript has 13 exons. Gene Ontology annotation, biological process: signal transduction; protein dephosphorylation. Gene Ontology annotation, cellular component: cytosol; protein phosphatase type 2A complex; nucleus. Gene Ontology annotation, molecular function: protein phosphatase activator activity.